Molecule: messenger RNA, 2515 nt
Organism: Nematostella vectensis (starlet sea anemone)
Lineage: Eukaryota; Metazoa; Cnidaria; Anthozoa; Actiniaria; Edwardsiidae
Product: prolyl 4-hydroxylase subunit alpha-1
Exons: 12
Coding region: 67-1662 (531 amino acids)
Biological process (GO): peptidyl-proline hydroxylation to 4-hydroxy-L-proline
Cellular component (GO): endoplasmic reticulum
Molecular function (GO): L-ascorbic acid binding; protein binding; iron ion binding
Source: RefSeq, a predicted model, not a curated record
UUUGGCUAAAAAAGACUUCACAGCGAAGCAACAGGCUGUUUUAGCGCUGAGUUUUAAAUUGGAGCGAUGAGGUCAGUAAUAGUUGGAUUUCUACUGGUAUGCGCCUCGACUCUUGCUUGCGGAGAGCUUUUCACCGCUCUUACUCACAUGCGAGGGUUAAUCCGACUCGAAAAAACAUUACAGCGCAAAUUGGUCGAGUAUCUGAACUUGAAUCCGCGCGCUAGCGAAGACCUUCGCAUUACGAUGGAGGAGGUCAAACAGCACACUAAAAAUAUUCGCGGGGACGUGGAGAAGUUCCUGGGGCAUCCGGUGAACGCGUACAUGCUGAUAAGACGGUUCAUCAAAAACUGGAAAGAUGUCGAAGAGUACCUUGAAAAACACGACGAUCAAGAAGAUCUCCUGGCGCUGCUGAGACUGCACAAGGUUGACUUCCCCACUUCCAAGGAUAUGCUCGGAUGCGUCCAAGCCAUUCAGCGCAUACAAGACGUCUAUAACAUCACCGCCAAACGGAUCGCGUCCGGUCAUCUCUCCGACAUAACGUCCACGCCGCCCAUGAGCGCGGACAGCUGCUUUGAGAUAGGCUACGCUCACCACCGCUGGGAAAAGCACGAGGAGGCGCGCCAGUGGAUGGAGGAGUCUCUGAGGAGGCUGGAUCCUCCGUUUAGGUACCGAGGCAGUCUUCAGAAACAGGAUAUACUCGAGUUCAUCGCGUGGUCGGAGUACAUGACUGAACGCGAAGACCUUGCUUUGGCUCAUACCUCCGAACUUCUUCAGUUAGAUCCCAACAACGAUUUUGCAGCCAGAAACCUAGAAUUCUUCUUGCAAGAAUAUCAGGCUAAAGCUAACGGUAGCACUAAGAAGCCAAAUAUUUUCAAGAAACCACCGCCACCGCGCGAACAUUUCAUGGAAGCGUAUGAGCGCUUGUGUCGAGGAAUCUCAUACCGGUCCAAUGAGGAAGCAGCCAAGUUACGCUGCUACUACGAUUUCACCCGUCACCCCAUGUUUCGCAUCAGACCACUCAAGGUAGAGGAGCUACACAGUGAUCCUCCCAUUUGGAUGCUACGGGACGUGAUGUACGAUAGUGAGAUCGAGUACAUCAAGAGGACGGCCACGCCUAAGCUGAGAAGAGCUACUGUUACAAACUUGAAGACUGGAGAGCUUGAAUUCGCAGACUAUAGAAUCAGCAAAAGUGGCUGGCUGGAAGACCCACGUGAUGACAACGAGGAGAAGAUCCUGAACCGCGUAAACCGCAGAACGUCAAUCAUCACAGGACUAGAUACCACGCCCCGCUCUGCCGAGGCGCUACAGAUUGUUAACUACGGCGCCGCGGGACACUACGAGCCUCACUUUGAUCACGCAACGGAAGCUGUUAGCUCUAUUUUGAAGCUUGGAAUAGGAAACAGAAUUGCCACUGUGCUUUACUAUAUGAGUGAUGUCGAAGCUGGUGGGGCGACUGUAUUUGUAGAUGCAGAAGCCAUCGUUAAGCCGUCCAAGGGAGACGCAGCAUUUUGGUACAACUUACACAAAAACGGUAAAGGCGAUGAACGAACCCGCCACGCCGCUUGUCCUAUCAUCGUGGGCUCAAAAUGGGUGUGCAACAAGUGGAUUCACGAGCACGGUCAGGAGUUCAGGAGACCUUGCGGGCUUUCUAUAGAAGAGUAGUAGCAUACUAACAAAACGAACCAUUAGAUUAUUGCACUUUCCAAACGGCUGUAACGUGACCUAAUACAGAGUAUCCGUGAAUUCUGAUUGGUUGAACGUUGUUUUGGAAGAAUGUUGAACCAAUAGUGUUUCACGUCUCUAAUAGAAGCAUUAUUCUUCUAAUUAGCUUUAUAAGUUUUCAUAAAAGUGAAAAGAAACAGUGCAAAAAAACACAAUUACCACGCUGAUCACGUGAUGCAUAAAACAAUGAUCGCGUGGUACAUAAAACAAUGAUCGCGUGGUACAUAAAACAAUGAUCACGUGGUACAUAAAACAAUGAUCACGCGGACAUAAAACAAUGAUCACGUGGCACAUAAAACAAUGAUCGCGUGGUACAUAAAACAAUGAUCGCGUGGUACAUAAAACAAUGAUCACGUGGUACAUAAAACAAUGAUCACGCGGACAUAAAACAAUGAUCACGUGGCACAUAAAACAAUGAUCACGUGGUACAUAAAACAAUAGUCACGUGGUACAUAAAACAAUGAUCACGUGGUACAUACAACAAUGAUCACGUGGUGCAUAAACCAAUGAUCACGUGGUACAUAAGACGAUGAUCACGUGGUGCAUAAGUCCAAUGAUCACGUGUUACGUUAAUUCUUGAGGCGACCAUCUGCCGCUUUUGUUAACUUUAUCAAAUCUAUGGUUCAAUAACUCUUGAAUAAUUUCUUCGGUUUACAACGAGCUAUUUAAUGCUGAUAAAUAAUAAUAAUUUAUUACUUUUUGAAUUCAUUGCUAUUUAUUAUAAAGCACAGAUAGUAUUUAAAAUUUUAUAAUGUAACGUAUUCAUUUUGUAAUAAAUUUAAUUUUUAAGAUA